AUGCCUUCUUUAGGCCCCGAAUUACCUCCACAUCUUCAAAAGCGCAAGCGCUCAAUCGAUGAUUCUGAGCUACCUGAUUCACCACCUCGCAAAUUACAAGCAGCAGCACCACCACCACCACGGAUUCUUGGACCCUCUCUACCACCUACCAUAAAUCCUGAUGAAGUAAAUAUAGAAAAUAGUGAUGAUGGUGAUGAUUAUGGACCAUCAAUUCGGCCAUCGAAAUCUAAAAGACCUGAAUCUCCACCACGAAAAGUUAUAGGACCUUCUGCGCUGCCGAAAUCCACCUCUCCUCCCGUCAUAGGCCCUUCACCACCAUCCAAAAACCCAGAUGAACUCGAAAUCGAAAGUUCCGAUGAUGAUGACUCUUACGGCCCUUCAAUUGUUAAUCCGCGGAUGGCUGCCCCGCCACCAAAGCGCGUUCUAGGGCCUGCUCUUCCACCUGCCUCUCUUGCAGAACGCCCUUCACACCCCCCGAACUCUGACUCUGAUAGCGACUCAGACUACGGUCCAUCCCUUCCACCUGUAGCAGGCAGUACUGCCGCUAUCGCUCUCGAAAAUCAGCGCGCGCAGGAAGCCCAAGCAGCCGCCGCUAAAUCAAAUGAGCCCUCGAAGCCUCAACGUCCAGAUUGGAUGCUGGCUCCUCCGACCUCUUCUGACUGGACCUCCAAAAUUGACCCCACGAAGUUAAAAGCACGCAAAUUUGCAGGAGGCAAGGGUGCUAAAGCGCCGGGCGAGAAAACUGGUGUAUCUGCCAUCUGGACUGAAACUCCCGAAGAAAAGCGUCAACGACUCGAAGAUGCAGUUUUGGGCCGUCAAGACUCUGAUACUUCUUCUGCGCGCAUACGAGUUGAGACUAAGGUGGAUGAAGAGACAGACAAGAAAGUUAGGGAAUACAAUGCCAAGAAUCGGGGAAAAUCUCUAUACGAAGCACAUGCAGAAGGGAGCGUGGUUGCAGGAAAAGGGAAGAAGGAGGAGGAGGAUGAUCCGAGUAAGAGGGGUUUUGAUAGGGAGAAAGAUAUGGCCUUGGGGGGAAGAUUGGGACAUGCGGAGAAGAAGGAAUUGUUGAAUCGAGCGGCAGAUUUCGGGAGUCGAUUUCAGAAGGGUAGCUAUCUGUGA
Sclerotinia sclerotiorum 1980 UF-70 is the source of this 1119-nucleotide messenger RNA. RefSeq lists its product as hypothetical. The transcript has a single exon. The coding region runs from base 1 to 1119 and encodes 372 amino acids. The record is from RefSeq and is a predicted model, not a curated record. NCBI's taxonomy places the organism in Eukaryota, Fungi, Ascomycota, Leotiomycetes, Helotiales, Sclerotiniaceae.